AUGAAAGAAUUAAUAUCAAAAAAUCAACAAUGUCAAGUAUUAUUUAAUAAUAAUGAAAUAGAACAUUAUCAAAUGCUUUAUGAUUCAUUAAAUCAAAAACAAUUGAAUAAUGAUAAAUUAUUUUCCGUAAUAAAAAUAAAUGAGAAUAACUCAAUGAUGAAAAAAACAACUGAAAUUGAUUGGCAUACAACAAUUCAUCAAAUUAAUAAACAUUCUUACAUAGUUUCUAUUGAUAAAACACAACAACAAGACAAAGAAUUUCAUUCCGAAGAAUUAACAUUAAAAGAUAUUCAUACAGAACUUAUUCAUAAUAAAGAAAAUCUUUUGACAAGUCAAGGUUUUAUUCAUAUAAAAGAAUAUGUUCUUGAUGGUUAUGAAUGUCAAUGUCAUGAACAUAAAGAUUUAUUAAUUGAUGACGAGAUCAAUAAUAAAAAACAUUUAAUUGAUUAUAAACUAGAAUUUUAG
Molecule: messenger RNA, 465 nt
Organism: Rotaria sp. Silwood1
Lineage: Eukaryota; Metazoa; Rotifera; Eurotatoria; Philodinida; Philodinidae
Source: the annotation of a GenBank genome assembly